Dunckerocampus dactyliophorus (ringed pipefish) is the source of this 3734-nucleotide messenger RNA. RefSeq names its product VPS37B subunit of ESCRT-I a (gene vps37ba). The transcript has 4 exons. The record is from RefSeq and is a predicted model, not a curated record. Bases 107 to 952 code for a protein of 281 amino acids. NCBI's taxonomy places the organism in Eukaryota, Metazoa, Chordata, Actinopteri, Syngnathiformes, Syngnathidae. Gene Ontology annotation, cellular component: ESCRT I complex. Gene Ontology annotation, biological process: protein targeting to membrane; ubiquitin-dependent protein catabolic process via the multivesicular body sorting pathway; protein targeting to vacuole.
AUUGGGCCUGCAUGUACUUCCGGUUGCAGAAGCUCAGUCAGCUGUCACAAAGUAAGACGAGGAGAGGGACGUCGAAGCCAAGACAAAUAACACGACGCGGGUGAACAUGUCUACUUUUACCAACAAAUUCAGUGAAUAUACGUUGACUCAGCUCAACGAAAUGAUAGAGGACGACGAGAAACUCAGCAAAAUGAUAAAAGAGAUGGACGAGAUGCAGGAAGUCCAGCAAAGCAAAGAGACUACACAGGUGAACAACAGAACCCUGGCAGAAGAAAACCUUGCCCUUCAACCUAGACUGGAGCUCAAGAAAGAGCAACUUUCCAAGAGAUACGGUUGUCUUCAGGAGAACUUUGAAGCCUAUCAACUGCGCAAGUCCACUCUAGACCACAAAUCAGGAAACACAUCACUGGACAUUCUGUUGGCUUUACUGCAGGCGGAGGGAGCCAAAGUAGAAGAGGAAACAGAGAAUAUGGCUGACUCGUUCCUGGAUGGUGACAUGACCCUGGAUGCCUUCAUUGAUUCCUACCAAAACCAGAGGAAGUUGGCCCACUUGAGAAGGGUGAAGAUCGAGAAGCUGCAGGAGAUAGUGCUGAAGGGCCAGCAGCUUCCACAGGCGUCGGUAUCUACCUCCCAUUCUCAGGAUAUGUCCGCUGCAGCCAGGUCCUCCCUACUCAAUGAGGCCGGCAAUGAUUUGUCUCCUAUACUUCAAGUCAGGAGGAAGCCUCCACCACCUCCGUCCCAGACGGCCCCAAUACCAAAUCCAGCUCCUAUUGUUUGCCCCCAGCCUUCAACCUUCUACGCUGUAUCACCUUACCCCCCAAUUCCUCCCAGAACAGGCCAGCCCUACCCCAGUGCUUCACCUGGCUAUCCCUUCUUAUCUCAGUACCCGCCUGCUUUGCCACAGAGGCCACCAGCUCGUGUGGCCCCACAGCCUGGUUUCAUCAUUCAGUGAAUAAAAGCCAUCGCCACUCGAGGUAACAGUGUGUGCCAAGGACGAUUCACAACUGGAACUCUGAAAACAAUUUUCUGUGGCGUUUACCAUUUUGAUUACAACCAAUCCCCGCACUGGCCAGAAGGCAGACCAGCACCGUCUGCACCGGAUAAUAAUGUGGGAAUAUGUGCAUAGCACUCACUCAACACUCCUAAAAAUAACAAAAAAAAAACCAUGGAGGAUUUGCUCUCCAUUCGCUCCAUCUGGCCUGAGUCUCCACAGAAGAAGGGCCCAGUGUAGCCUCCAGUGACGCAGGCUGCUGAGCUUGUCGUUUAUUAGCACUUUCUGUCUUCUUUAGUUCCCAUUAAUGUUUCGUCUCUCCUUUACCCUCCAGGUAUGAUCCUAAGCUUCACAGAAACAAAAAGAUUCACUUAGUCAAUAUUUCUAUUUGCAGCCUAGAAUUAUUACUGUUUAUGCAUAUGCAAGCAGAGAGACCAUAUUUACUGUGUUCUGACAAAAUAUAUCAUUUCCCAGAAUAUAUUCAGGGGAAAAGCAUCUACGCUGUGAUUUAUUUUUUUUCUUAUACAAUGGUACAUAACGUAAUUUCAGCAUCUUUUCAUGAAUAGUGCUUUGUUAAGUUUAUGUUAAGGAUAAACAAUCUAGACUGAUCAACGUAUGUAAAGAAGAACUUUGAAUCCGUGUUUCCCAAGACGUCCCAGACCUGCCCUUUGAAGAUGACUGACUGUUGCACUUGGUCCAUCUCAGGACAAAGGUCUAAAGGGACUUGAAGAUUGGUGGCUGAACUAUUUUGAUAAAUAAUCUGGGCUUUUAGAGAGUCAUAUCAAAGUUGAAGGAUCUGUAUAUUUGCCAUACAGUACAAUUCUUUUGUGUGUCUUCUCUGGAAUUACGUAAUACAGCACUCCUUGGUAAUUGUGUCCUCAACCCCCGCUAAUGCCAACAAUUCAGUUAAUCUCUGAACGUAUGGUUCUGUGCAGUUAUCUCACUGAGCACCAAAGGCUUUGCACAUCACACAUCACAUCAUCAGGGCAUUGAAUCGAUGGCAACUGGACUGUUGAAGUUUUCCUAGAAGACAUUUUACCUCACAUCUGAGCGAGCUUCCUCAGUUCAUUCCCCGAAGACUAGGCAGGACAGCUCUAGUCUGCCUACACUUAAACCAUUAACUGGUGAAGCAUGUAUUUGGUUUUGCCUCUCAUUCAAGCAGGCUCUAGACUAUCUAGUCAUUGAGCAUGAACUGUUGAAGCAAUCAGUUCAUCUUCAAAGACUGGUAGACUAGUCUUUCUGUUCAGGUUGUUUUACAAUAUGUUUUACCUUUCAUCUCCGCAAGCUUUAUCAUUUCAUGCCCGAACACUAGAUAGGACAUUUCUAGUCUGUCUAGUCUUUGAACAUGAAUUGACGACGCCUGGCUUUGGUUUCUUCUGUCAUUGAGCAGGCGUCAUCUGUUCAUGUUUAGGACAGCUCUAGACUACAUAGUCAGCAAUCAGGUAAUGUUCGAAGACUGAGUUGGACAGCUCUAGUCACUGCCUAGUCUUUCUGUUGAAGUUGUCCUAGAAGAUGUUUUGCUACUCCUCCAAGCAGGCUACAUGAGUUCAUGCUCAAGUACUAAGUAGGACAGCUCUAGACCAUCUGGUCUUUGGGCAGGAACUGAUUAAAGCCUGUCUUUUCUUUUGCCUCUCCAAGCAGGCUUCAUCAGUUUAAGUUCAAAGAAGAUAGGACAGCUCUAGUCUGCCCCGUAGUCUCUUAUCUCACCUCUUAUUCAAGCAGGCUUUGGCAGGUCAUGAUCAAAGACUCGAUAGGACGGCUCGGCUAAGAGCCAAAACCAAAGAUAGGCUAAGACUACUUAGCCUAAGAAUGUUUGCCUGUCAUCAGAAAAAAACUAGAGCUGUCCUAUCUAGUCUUUGAGCAUGAAGUGAGGAAAACUGCUCUGAUGAAAGGCCAAACGUCUAUUUAGACAACUUGAACAGUCCAGCUGUGAUGGAUUCAAUGCCCCGAGGAUACAUUACCUGGAUGAAUGAGAAUAUUCACAGGCAUGUAUGAACAUUGUUUCUGUGUUUGUGUUUGUGUUUUAUUAUUGUAAAUGACAUACUUUGUCGGUCAUGCACACAAUGUUUUGCACACAUGCAAACCAUAUUUUUUCAACCUGGACUAACCCAAGCUUUGAAAAGAACCAUUUUUUUCUGGUGUGAAUAGUAUCACUUUCCCCUCUUACUGCUGUCGCUGUGCACUGUUGAAGAGCCAUGAGUGCCUACACUUGUCGUGACGUUGACCACGUUCUGCUGACUGCUCCGUUUUCUCUAUUCCGGUCAUAGAUUUUGACCCGGUUGGGAAUUUUGCCAUUGAGCAUGUGCCAGUGUGACAUCCUCAGGCUUUGUGCCUACUGGUGCUUGUUGACAUAUGCCUGGUAUAACUUCAAAUGUUACUGCAUGUGGCGUAUCUUUAUAUCUAGUUUGCGAAAUAACAGGGCUCUGCAAUGUCAUACUUGUUGUAUAGUUACCCACAAAAAGUGAGGGUAAGAAUACAAAAUCGUAUGACAUGAUGCAUUCAGAAUUUCUAAGAAGGAUAAUUAUGUUGUGCAUGGCCUUUGUGUUCAGUCUGAAGAUUCCUCUUCGUUGUUUUUUUUUUUUUUUUUUAGCUGUUAAACUGGUUUUGACCUGAUACCUGUAACCAUAGUUUUAUAUGUGGUUGGUGAUAUUGUCAGUGUACUGUUGUAGGUGUUUACUUAUUCUGAAUGUUUAGGUGGAAUUUUAAUGCUAUUUUCAAGUUUAAUAAAUCUCAAAUUUGUGUA